Messenger RNA from Olea europaea var. sylvestris, 1728 nucleotides. RefSeq names its product mitogen-activated protein kinase homolog MMK2-like. Gene Ontology annotation, biological process: intracellular signal transduction; protein phosphorylation. Lineage: Eukaryota; Viridiplantae; Streptophyta; Magnoliopsida; Lamiales; Oleaceae. The coding region runs from base 299 to 1435 and encodes 378 amino acids. Gene Ontology annotation, molecular function: ATP binding; MAP kinase activity. The record is from RefSeq and is a predicted model, not a curated record. The transcript is spliced from 6 exons. Gene Ontology annotation, cellular component: cytoplasm; nucleus.
UGGUUGGAGAUUCGUAGACACCAACCUCACAGAAAAGUUAAUUAACUUCACGGGUAGUCUCAAGUCAUCCCAGUUCAAAAGUUCACUCUCUCUCUCAACUUUCUAACUCCAUAAAUUAGUAAUUACGAGGAAAUCACAAAGAAAUGUCAAGACCCCCUCAUUUUUCUUUCCUAGACGCCGACACUCAUAAAUUCUCGAGCAAAACUCAAGUUUUUGAAUUGGGUUCUUGAUUUUUAUUUUUAUUUUCAUUUUCUUGGUUUGUUAAAGUGGGGAAAAUAAAGACUUUUUUGGGGAUAGUAUGUCUGUGGAAUCAAGCUCUGGUUCAGGUGAUCAUGGCCAUGGGAGCCAUAACAUCAAAGGAGUGCCCACUCAUGGUGGAAGAUAUGUGCAGUAUGAUGUUUAUGGGUAUCUUUUUCAGGUGCCCAGAAAGUAUGUUCCUAUCAGGCCUGUGGGACGUGGGGCUUAUGGGAUUGUUUGUGCUGCUGUAAAUUCAGAGACUCGUGAGGAAGUUGCUAUUAAGAAGAUUGGGAAUGCGUUUGACAAUAUAAUAGAUGCCAAGAGGACGUUACGUGAAAUAAAACUUCUACGCCACAUGGACCAUGAUAAUGUAAUUGCAAUUAAAGACAUUAUUCGGCCUCCACAUAAGGAAAACUUCAAUGAUGUCUACAUUGUUUAUGAACUAAUGGACACUGAUCUUUACCAGAUUAUCCGAUCCAACCAACCAUUAGCUGAUGAUCAUUGUCGGUACUUCCUUUAUCAAAUUCUGCGAGGACUUAAAUAUGUUCAUUCUGCAAAUGUCUUGCACCGUGAUCUUAAACCCAGCAAUUUGCUUCUCAAUGCAAAUUGCGAUUUGAAAAUUGGAGAUUUUGGGCUUGCAAGGACAACAUCUGAGACUGAUUUCAUGACAGAGUAUGUUGUCACUCGCUGGUAUCGAGCACCAGAACUGCUCCUAAAUUGUUCAGAGUACACUGCAGCAAUUGAUAUCUGGUCAGUUGCGUGCAUACUUGGUGAAAUCAUGACAAGACAGCCACUAUUUCCUGGUAAAGAUUAUGUUCAUCAGUUGAGACUUAUCACAGAGCUUAUAGGAUCACCUGAUGAUGCCAGUCUCGGGUUUCUAAGAAGUGAUAAUGCCCGAAGAUAUGUUAGGCAGCUUCCGCAGUAUCCAAGGCAACAAUUCUCUGCCAGAUUUCCGAACACUUCUCCUGGAGCUCUGGAUUUACUUGAGAAAAUGCUCGUCUUUGACCCAAGCAAACGCAUUUCCGUUGAUGAGGCUCUUUGUCAUCCAUACUUGGCGCCUCUUCAUAAAAUCAACGAGGAGCCUGUUUGCCAUCAGACUUUUGUGUUCAAUUUUGAGCAGCCGUCGUUCACUGAAGAGAAUAUCAAGGAGCUCAUCUGGAUGGAAUCUGUCAAACUAAACCCAGACCCGCUUCAUUGAGGAAUGUCAUUGUAUGAUGUUAGACAAAAAGAAUACCCCGAGGAAUCUGUAUUGAUCACAUAAAAUUCCCUAGAAGGAAGAGAACAUUGUUAUUGACAUAUUAUCUUUGUAGUGAUUGUUGUAAAAAGGAGUUGAAGUCAGUUGCAGAUUUUAGAUUUAUGAUUGUUGGAAGCUUGUGUUAGUAAUUCUUUUACAUCUUUAUUGUCCGGACUCGGCUAAAAAUGGGCUUCUCAGUGUAUGUUUGAUAUGCUGAACUAGACAAAAUAAAAAACGGGACUUUAGCUUCUUCUCUU